Dromiciops gliroides (monito del monte) is the source of this 595-nucleotide messenger RNA. It is a transcript of the gene LGALS2, whose product is annotated as galectin 2. Lineage: Eukaryota; Metazoa; Chordata; Mammalia; Microbiotheria; Microbiotheriidae. The transcript has 4 exons. The record is from RefSeq and is a predicted model, not a curated record. Bases 139 to 519 code for a protein of 126 amino acids. Gene Ontology annotation, molecular function: carbohydrate binding.
GCUCAGCCUGCCCAGCCUGUGCUAGGAGAGCUAGCAAGAGGAAGUUCCUAGACCCUGCUAGACUUCCCUUGUUCCCUCGAUAAGGACCCAUUCUAAGGGGCAGAUCAACUGCAUCAGGCAACCAGAUGAGGCGAUAAAAUGGAGAUUUACCACAUGGAACUGAAGAAGGGCAUGGCGCUGAAGCUCAAGGGGAAAAUUAAUGAUGACACAAGUCGUUUCACUAUCGAUCUGGGCCAGGAUCCUGGAAAUAUAGCACUGCAUUUCAACCCCAGAUUUGAUGAGAAUGUCAUUGUCUGCAACUCCCAAAAUGGCGGCCACUGGGAGCAAGAGCAUCGUGAUGAUCACAUGUGCUUUAGGCCAGGGACGGAGAUAAAGCUGACAGUGACCUUUGAGGAAGAUGAAUUUCAGGUGAAGCUUCCUGAUGGUCACCAGGUGCAGUUCCCCAACCGUGGGAAGUGCAGCCACCUCCCUUACCUCUGCGUGAAGGGCAUCAGCCUCACCUCCUUCAAACUGGACUGAGGAUUUGGGAGCACUGCCCCUGAGCGGCUGCCCCUCCCCCUUCCCCCUCCCCAUAAAGCCCCAAUAAAGGCCUCUC